UCUCAUCCUUAAUUGUUGUGAAAAUUAAACCUAAUACUCUUUCUCCACGUUUUGAGCUCGUGAGCGUCCUCUACUCGAAUUUUUUUUUUUUUCUAGGGAUUGUUCUCCGAAUCCUUCGAAGCGGGGGAUUCGUACGGUUCUUUUGUUAGUAGUAUAUCUGUUUCGCCAUAAUGAGAUUUCUUCAUGGAGCUCCUCCACCUACUUGCCCUGUGGACCGGCGUUGUUUGCAGUGGGCUCAGAUUUACCUGAAAUAUUGUGUCUGUGGUGCAAAGGAUGAAAUUGCUUUGUUGCUUGGAUUGGUCAGUGUUGUUAGUUGGGGCAUUGCCGAGGUUCCGCAGAUUAUCACGAAUUAUAAGACGAAGUCUACGGAAGGCCUUUCGGUGGCUUUUCUUAUGACUUGGAUCAUAGGGGAUUUAUUUAACCUUGUUGGUUGCCUACUGGAACCUGCUACUUUGCCAACACAGUUUUACAUGGCUUUGUUAUACACAGCAACUACAGUGGUCUUAACAGGACAGACUAUAUACUAUAGUCACAUUUAUCCACGACUCAAGGCUAACAAAAGUAGAGCAUCUAGCAAGGAAGAAGAAAAUUCAGCAACUGAAAAGCUAUUGGCGUAUAAGGAUGACCACAAAUCUAAAGCAAGUGACCAAGCAAAUGGAGACAGUUCUGGAAUUGAAGGAAACCAUAUGCGAAGCUCACCAAUUCCUGUUGACCCAACCGUAAUUCAACGUUAUACUUCUGACGGCAGGGAUUUCUACUAUAUGUCGGCACGAUCUCUAUCAAGCAGCCCAAUACCAAUAGCUGGUUCUUGGUUACCUCAUUCACCUUAUACUAGCAGGACACCCCUGCUCACACAAACUCGAUUUCUUUCAAGAGAACCAUUACUAGAUGGUCUUGUUCCAACACAAUCUGCGCCACCAACAAGCAAUACAAGAAAUAUACUCUCCGUGGUACCUUUUACGGCGUUCUGCCUGGUUAUGUAUUUUAAUUACUUCUCUAUAGGCAAUACAUUCAAUACAUCGCCUCAUGGAACGGUUCUACGGUUGGGCCGGAAGCUUUUACAGGUGAAAAGAGGCGACUCAUCACUUCAACAUAGUGGCGAAAACAGCGGGAUUGGAAGCUUCCUCGGCUGGGCAAUGGCCGCUAUAUAUAUGGGGGGCCGACUUCCUCAAAUUUUCUUGAAUAUUAGGCGAGGAAAUGUAGAGGGCCUCAAUCCGCUAAUGUUUACAUUUGCUUUAAUUGGAAAUGCAACUUAUGUAGGAAGCAUACUCGUAAAUAGUUUGGAUUGGAAUAAAAUCCGGCCAAAUCUUCCAUGGCUAGUUGAUGCUGGGGGAUGUGUGCUUCUUGAUUCCCUUAUAAUCCUUCAAUUUGUGUACUUCCAUCUUCGAACAAGAAAGAAUCACGAAGACGCAGAUACUGAUUAGUCUGAGAGGCUGUAGUAUUCUUCCGGCUAACAAUGGGUGGCCUUUUAUUGAGAGGGAUGUCGGCGCCGAAUUUGAAAUUGAGUUUUGUUGAGAUCGCAAAGAUUUUAUUAUGUUUCUUAAGAUGUGGGAGAUCUCUUAUAUAUGUUCACAAUUUUGAUUAACUAGCUACGUUAUCCUGUUGAAAUUU
Molecule: messenger RNA, 1611 nt
Organism: Ananas comosus (pineapple)
Lineage: Eukaryota; Viridiplantae; Streptophyta; Magnoliopsida; Poales; Bromeliaceae
Exons: 14
Coding region: 171-1424 (417 amino acids)
Source: RefSeq, a predicted model, not a curated record